Molecule: messenger RNA, 2537 nt
Organism: Physcomitrium patens
Lineage: Eukaryota; Viridiplantae; Streptophyta; Bryopsida; Funariales; Funariaceae
Product: lecithin-cholesterol acyltransferase-like 4
Biological process (GO): lipid metabolic process
Source: RefSeq, a predicted model, not a curated record
CCUUCAAUCGAUGCUUGCGUUGUGCUCGGGUUGGGUCGGAUUUUGCUGUUUGAUGCUGUGGCUCGUCCAGGAGAGACGUUUGUGGUGUAGAUUAGAAUUGGGUUUCUGCUGAAAUUGUCGGGGAGAAGCUGAAUUGCUAAGAAAUUAGUGGGGAAUUCGCUGAGUUUCAAGUGAGGGGAGGGGAGAGAAGGAGAAUGAGGUAUUUCAAAGUCGUGGUGGAAGAGAUCACAGAGACGAUUGAACAUUUGUGGCCGUGGCAUCACAAGGGUGAUGACGGACAGAGAGAUGGCGACAAGGAGAGAAAGCUUAACUCGAAUCCGGUGCUGUUGGUGCCUGGCAUCGGAGGCUCCAUCCUCAACGCCGUGGACCAGAACGGCCGCAAGGAGAGGGUAUGGGUGCGCUUGUUUGAGGCUGACUAUGAGUUUCGAUCUAAGCUCUUCUCCUUUUACGACCCUGUUACAGGGAAAACCCAUUCAUUGGAUAAAAAUAUAACAAUCGAGGUUCCAGAGGAUCGGUUUGGAUUGUACAGCUGUGAUAUUCUCGAUCCUGAUGUGGUUUUGCGUAUUGAUUCCGUGUACUACUUCCACGAUCUGAUUGAGCAAUUGAAAAAUUGGGGUUAUGAGGAGGGUAAAACGUUGUUUGGUUUCGGUUAUGACUUCCGCCAAAGCAAUAGGCUUGGGGAAACUAUGGAUCGACUGAAAGCGAAGCUGGAGAUGAUGUAUGAGGUAUCCGGCGGCAAGAAAGUGGACAUAAUCACGCAUUCCAUGGGUGGUAUUGUAUUAAAGUCUUUUCUGGCUCUUCAUCCUGAGGUGUUUGAGAGAUAUGUCAAUUCGUGGAUUGCUGUUACCGCGCCCUUUCAAGGUGCUCCCGGUUUCAUCAUGGACUGUCUUCUUACUGGUGUGGAGUUUGUAAAAGGUUGGCAGCGAGAACUUUUCGUUGCUAAGUGGAGUAUGCAUCAGCUUUUGAUAGAAUGCCCAUCAGUAUACGAGUUGAUUGCCUCUCCUCACUUCGAGUGGAGUGAACCUCCUGAGCUGCGGUUAUGGCGGAAAAAAGCAGAAGAGAAUGGUGACGAGAAUGUGUUACUGGAAACUUUUGGGCCUAAGCACAACCUUGACGUUAUGAUUGCCGCUCUUAAAGAUAACAAGCUGGAUUAUAAGAGCGCUAAAAUACCUUUGCCUUUGAACGAGGACAUUCUUAAGUGGGCACUUGAGACUCAGAGAAUCCUGCAGACAGCCAAGCUCCCUGAAAGUGUUAAGUUUUACAAUCUCUACGGCACAUCGUUUGAGACCCCCUACCAUGCCUGCUAUGGGAGCAAGAAAUCGCCUCUGCAGAGGCUAACUGAGAUCUUGGAUAUGGAGGCUGAAUUCUCAUGUGUUGACGGGGAUGGUACUGUUCCAGUCGAAUCCGCAAUGGCUGAUGGUUUGAAUGCUGAGGCGAGAGUGGGAAUUCCUGGUGAUCACCGGAGCAUUCUUAGGGACCAACACUUUUUCCAUAUUAUGAAGCAUUGGUUGAAGGUUGGAGGCGCGGACCCAGAAUACGAUCCAGAAACAGACUAUGUCAUAGUUCCUAGAAGUGGUUUCGAGUUUGAUAGCCAUAUGGAAGAAAGCAUUGCCGUGGUUGAUCGCGAAGGAACUGAGGAGAGUCUUAGCAUCCCACCAAAUACAGUCUAUAUUGCCACAGUUGAAACAGGCUCAGGUUCUUCUAGUGAUACUCGAGCAGAGGCCCAUGCUCACGUUCAUCCCAAGGCAGGCCAAGUUGAUGAAUCUGAAUUUCAAGUCUCGACCAUCGGUGUUGCUGAAGGGGUAGAUGAAGAGGAAACCAAGGCUGCUCUUGACCAAGUCAUGGUUGCAGCAUCUAAGGAAGCUAAAGCUCGCACGGUUGACAAAAAACGAAUCGUCCAUGAUGAUACAUGUGUUCUUACGCACUAAUACAACAUUGAAACAGUCAGUCUGGGCUGUAAUUGGCAAGAAAGCUGACGACUUACAAAUGAACUCGCUUCCUCUUUAACGACCCUUCAAAGGCCGAAGGUGGUCUCUGCUAUGUAAACCUAUUUCUUAUUGUUCAAGACCUACACAAGCUAUAUGUUUCAAUUUCGCAUCCCAAUUCAGCCAAGGUAUGGGCCAUAGAAGCUCCAACAUUCUAUUAAUAUUUCUGUCUGAACGAUAAUAACGUAGGUCUAUGACUUUGCUGUACAUAUUGAAAAUGUAGGAUAAAAUCUGGUUGUGGGAAAAGUCGUUCAAUCAUUCCAACAUUGUAGAUACCAAUCCCAAUUUACGACGAAAGAAUCCUGUAUAGGUGCUUCUGAUAUUCUACUAGGAAGCGUAGGCUUCGUCUUGAUUCUUUAUAUUGAGAACAUUUCUUCAGGGAAGUGACAUACAUAUAAUAUCGUAGCUUUAUUUGUGUGGCUCAUUUGGACUUAGAAGAGGACGUAAGGGUUAAUUGUGUAGUAUGAAGACUAUCUUUAUCUCCUCAUCUUGUAAAGAUUGUGAAUAAAGCAGCGAUGUACACAAUUGGGUUUUCUGACCUUGUUCUGCUGU